CUACCACACCGUCGAUGCGAACGUCUACUUUACCCAAACCAUGUCCGCAACUCAUACUAGUCUAGAUGCUGCGGCAGUCGAUCGAAAGGCUAGACUCGCCAAACUCGCUUCGCUCAAGCGCAAGCAACCCGACUCUGGAUCCACGGGAAACGCUACGCCAGAUGAAAAGCAAGAGAAUGAUCAGUCGACAUCGACGUCCACAGAUAAAUAUCUCUCUGGCAGGAAUUACGAUAUAGCCUCGAAAAAUGCCAAGCUCGGUUUCGAGAAUGUUCCCAUAGCGAAUGUCGAGACGUUGGAACAGCAGGCCGAUCGCAUUGCGGCCGCGACGGCCGAGCAAGCCGCGCAGGACGAGGCAGAGGCAGAGAAAGGCAUCGACCUGUUCAAACUACAGCCGAAGAAGCCGAAUUGGGAUUUGAAGAGGGACUUGGCAGAGAAAAUGAAGAUCCUGGACGUCCAGACACAAAAUGCGAUUGCAAGACUGGUCAGACAGAGAAUCGAAGGCGCGAAGAAGGAGGCCCUGGACAAAGGCAAGGCACCGGCGGAGGCAGAAAAUGGCUAUCAAGGAGAAGAGGUCGGCAUCGAGGGCAACACCUUGGUCGAAGGUAUCCACCUGCGCGAGCAAGAAGAGGAGAAAGAGGCUGCCCUCGAAGAAGAAGAGGACGACAUCUCUUGAGCCAGAGCCCCGCCAUUCAAAGCAAGCCCGCCGGCGACAAUAGAAUUGACAGGCAACCUUGUUAGCCGAGUUCUGGCUCGGACCGCAUAUCGCCAUCAUCGCUGAGCUCAACGUUUUAUCGCACACUUCGCAGGCACAGGAGGAAGGCCAGACCACGGAAGCCACUUUCACCUUACAAACCACAUCCUAGGACUGUGCAAGUGUGUACUUGGCGUUCAGUACGUCAGAAUCGCGGUCGCGGUCACGGUUGCGACACCUGGUUCACCUGAGGUCGUGGAACAUACCGCGUCUAGUAGUUUGCAAGAUCGAAGCGGGAUGGUGCCCUUUGACUCUUCGGAUCCACCACAUGGAGGGGAGGUGUCGAUGGUUCAAUAGAAUGGCAGCAUUCACAUCUGGUGCACUGCAGCAGGAUAACGCGCCUACAUGGUCCUCGCACGGAUUACGUGGCAGGCUAUUCUCGACUGUACUACUUUCUCAGAGUUGGUCAGUAUACCGCACGGCCAGAGAUGCAGGAGCGUCAUGAUCAAGAACGAUUCACAGUGCAUAUGACGCAAGAAGGGAGAGCAUUCCACAAGUGAAUAGAGCAUCUAUUGCGUGGAACAGGCGAAGGGUCAAUUAGACCUACAACGUAGCCUCUAUCGUCAAGCAAAAACCCUUCCAAUACGCAUACAAUGUUAUACUUCUUUGACAUUAACAGCACGAGGUCCAGCCUUGAUAUUCCAAAAAUGUAACGAUAG
Exophiala oligosperma is the source of this 1410-nucleotide messenger RNA. RefSeq lists its product as uncharacterized. Lineage: Eukaryota; Fungi; Ascomycota; Eurotiomycetes; Chaetothyriales; Herpotrichiellaceae. The record is from RefSeq and is a predicted model, not a curated record. Bases 41 to 673 code for a protein of 210 amino acids. Gene Ontology annotation, cellular component: post-mRNA release spliceosomal complex; U2-type spliceosomal complex. The transcript has a single exon.